AGCGGCGGAAAGAGCAGGAAGAGAUACAAGUAGGAAAAGGAGCAGCAGCAGCAGAAGAAGACGACGAAGAAGAAGAAGUGGCUAAAAAAAACAACACGGACACUUGGCUGUCUGUUAACAAACCAGGUUACACAGUUGUCUGAGAGGAAGCAGUCUGAUGCAUGAUGUGAGCUGUGUGGCAUUUAAAAGCCUUUUGAGAUCUGGAAGUGGCUGCUGAUAUGGUGGACCCAAGACUGACUCACAGAAGCCCCCAGUCUCAAUUUUUUAUGAGAGUCUGGGGAAAUGUUGCCACAAAUUAUGGAUCUAGGAUAUCAUCUUCCCUGAGUUUCCAGUUUCACAGCUCUGCAAUCAAACAGCAGUAAAGGACAUGGAUAAGGAAGCAGCUGAGAAGGAGAUGGAUGGCGUUACAGACACUGACGAGGAGAUCCCUGAGGGUGACUCCACCUUAGUGACCAAAUCUAGUCAGUGUGAGGACAGGGAGACUGAUGAUGACUGCGAGCAGGGGGACAAAACAUGUCUCAAAUCUCAGGACACCACACACCCGGUCACUCCACAAGACCUCGGAUCUGGUGAUGCAGAGUAUUAUGGAUCUACAGAGGCCAACGAGGACACUGGGCAGGUGUCGGAUGGGUUCGAGCAUGACAGCGCUGUAGAUCACGAGAGCUCAAAGGGUUUAAAUCAAGAAGAGGACGAGACUGCGGAGGAGCAGCACAUGAAUGGAGAGUCUGGUUGGAGGAGCCUGGGAAGUGGACGGAGGUGCAAACUGAAGAGCAGUGGUUCAUUUUCAGAGCAGAGCAGUCCAAGUUCUUUUGCGUCCUUUCAAAGAAGCAAUGUUAUGUCCAGCGGUGGCCGGCACAAGCAGACUCGCAGACGUAACCACCACCACCAUCAGCAGAACCGGGGCCGCAGGCGGACAGGCAACCAGUUCAUCUUAGCUUUUAAGGAAAUGCUGUCAGAGUCUCUCAGCUUCUGGUGCAUCUCCUGCGUCCACAUGAUGAUUGAGAUUAUUGUCACAUUAACUCACAAUUGCGGCGUCGGUGUGGAGACUGGAGGAGUGAAAAUGUACAACUUUGGGCAGCAGCUUCUUGUUAAGAUCACAGAUAUACACGCGAUGAAAGCAGAUGCUUGUCGGAUUCUGAAGUGGACUAAAUGCACAGUAGUAGAAGUUGUGGAUAAAAUUGUUCGGUCAGUGAAGUGGGUAAAGACAGCUGCCUCAUCUUGUUUCAGACUUUUCAGCGCUUUGGUUCUUCUUGGAUCCCAGUGGGCAAAGGGGGUGGUAGUCCGACUCGGUGGAGAGCGGGGAAAACGUUACUGGAUAGCUUUUCAAGAGUCAAGGGUUUGGAAGCGGGUUGUAUCCCUGCUGGAGAGAGUGCAAAGGCGGUUCCGGAGAGAUGGCCACGUGCCACCAUCCACGCCUGAGUCACCUGGCAGAGCAGGGAGGGGCCAGUCGGGCCAGGAGCUGGAGCGACUCCUGGCCUUGGCCGAGAUACCGGAGAACGAGCUCGACCCCUUUACAGUGCUCGGUGUGGAGGUGCACGCCUCUGAGGCCGAGCUGAAGAAAGCCUACAGACAGCUGGCUGUUCAGGUCCAUCCAGACAAAAAUAAACACCCACGAGCUGGAGAGGCGUUCAAAGUACUGAGGGCUGCCUGGGAUAUUGUCAGUAACCCAGAGACACGACGGGAGUAUGAGUUGAAACGCAUGGCGGCAACUGAGCUCUCAAAGUCCAUGAAUGAGUUUCUCACUAAACUGCAGGAUGACCUGAAGGAAGCCAUGAACACCAUGAUGUGCACCAAGUGUGAGGGCAAACACAAGCGGUUCGAGAUGGAUCGUGAACCUGCUGAGGCCCGGUUCUGUGCCGAAUGCAACCGUUGCCAUAGUGCUGAGGAGGGGGACCUUUGGGCAGAGUCAAGCAUGCUGGGCCUACGUAUAACAUACUUUGCCUUUAUGGAUGGCAAGGUCUAUGAUAUAACAGAGUGGGCUGGUUGUCAGAGAAUUGGUAUUUCUCCGGACACCCACCGUGUGCCCUAUCACAUCUCCUUCGGUUCAAAGAACAACAGCAACCCCACACGACAUAGGACGAACUCGGAGCACGCCACAGGUCCGACCAAUCCCGCCGAUUUGCAGGACUUCUUCAACCGCAUCUUCAAAGGAGGACCUCCAACUGACAUGGCUGCCAAUGGGGGCUUCUUCCCCUCAGGUCCACCUCCUCAUCACCCACCUGGUGCUGGGGUGCCGCCGCCGUUCUCCCCUCCCCCUGGCCCGACAGGUUUCAACAUGCCGGGGGGCCCCCGGCCGGAGUCCAGCGAGACUUUGGCUGAGAGCGGCAAACCCCCCAGGCGGAGGAAGAAGGUUCGAAAACCCUUCCAGAGGUGAAGCCUGUUCCCUUCUCAUGGUAUCAACAAAGCAACACAGGGACACAAUAAAUAAUGGCCAUGUUUGUCUAAUGCCUGCCUGUUGGCAUGCCAAGAUCUGGACUGGAGAGGAUGAAUGUGGGUACGGCUGCGCUCAGAUCAGCCAGGGGAUGAAGAGACCGGCUCACAAAGAGGAGUGUGUGGACCGAACACAAGUGUUGAAGGAGGGCUGAAGAGGAGGCAGCGACGGUGCUUUACCUCUCAUUUUACCUUAUUUUUCUGUUGGUCUUUAAGACGACUGUAGCCUUGGCAUUGAAAUCCUUAUCAGGAUGCUGUAAUGAAACAUUUUCCUUUAAAAAUCUCCUGCCAAAUCCUGCAAUGCAUGAUUUAUUCACCUGCAUUUUAACACUUCAGUUCUCUCAGUUUUGUUAAUGUUCAUGUUUUGUACACGGUUGGUUGAAGACAUUGACUUUAGACCUUUGGGGAGAGGGUUGCAGUCAGUUGGACUGUGGAUCACAAUAAUCGACAUGAAGAAGAUAAAGAUCUGAGCCACAUCACUCUGUUACUCACGAUAGUGGGAUAUGGAUAUACUUCUUGAUCUGCAUAUCACCCAGCAUAUUUCAAAAAUGACUCCAAACCAGCCAAAAGUGUGUUACAGGUGAUCUGACCUGAGAGUCGCCAGGGUUUAGUUAAAUCAGGGCUCGGUGUGGUUCUCUGGUACUUGGCACAUGUAUGGAAUGACAAAAACACCUUUAGUAUGCAUGGCUCGAUGGAAGUCACAUGCAGUCAAAAAAAGUGUUCAUACGUAUUUUCCCCCAAGUUUUCUGUAUCAUUAUUAUUAUUAUUAUUAUUAUUUCAAACAGGAACAUUUCCUGACUGAUUUGUCAGAUCAUUUAAGAUGACUGAUCUUUCGGUGUUGUUGUUUGCUGAAAUGAUAAAUUUGUGCUCAGCAGAGGUGCAAUCUCCAUGGUUGAAUGUUUCUAAAACAAUCCUGUUAUUGCUUUUUGAACAUUUUGCCAUUCACUGAUUCGGAAUGAAUUCUGUUAGGUUCGUUUUAAUAUUACCAGAGAAUCACAUCCCCCGCGAGAGACCACUCACUAUAACAGUAGGUUUGUUCUUUAGGGUCAAGAGUGUGUGAACAUGAACAUUUCUUUUCAGAAGCUGCCAGGACAUGAUGGAGUGGAAAUGAUAAAAGGGCUUUGUUUGUUUUGAGACGUACAGAUUUAAACAAGAUGAACCUGCCUGAUGUUUAUCGUCUCAGAACCAGAUUAGCAUUAUAAUGACAGUUCAGGUCCAACAGCGGCAGUGAAUUCAGUUGUGUUCAAAAACUUGAUACGUGACACCUUGACAUUUUGAAAUGUUGAUAUUCUGUUCUAGGUGUAUACUGCCCCCUGGUGAUCCACUGUGUAACCACCGACAGUACAUCAAAAAAUAUAAAGUUACCAGCUGUCCGAGUCUUAAAUGUAUUGGUUAUUCACAAUCAGACGUUCUAAUCUACAGACAUAAUGCCAAGUGACCUUUAUGUAAACAUUGAUCUCUUUCCUCGUGAUCAGUAUGAGCUACACAGUAAACAGGCAGCAGUUGAAAAAAUGUUGAAUCUGCAGAGAUUUAUAAAGUUGUUCAAGCUGAGAUAACAUUCAAGUUCUUUCAAAAUUUCACACAAUUUUCAUCCAGUUCCUUCAAGUGCCAUUUUUUUAUUUUUUUAUUAUUAUGAUUAAGUCAGGAUAGACAUAAUGGACCUAGAAGAUGAGACAGUGCCAUUCUGUGACAGCUUCAACGUUUUGGGGGCACAUUAAGCCCAGACGUCAGUGAUCUGUCAUGGUCCCAGUCAGUAAUAAAAUAAUCAACCAUAGAAAAAAAUAAUUCUAACCCCUGAGAGAUGAGGCGCCUCAGUGGUUCCUGGCAGCUUGUAAUGAAAAAUGUUAACAUCCGACUUGUAAGUGUUGCGGUGAUGUGUUUAAACACAGCUUUCAAAAUGUCAAGGUCACAGACUCACAGUUAAUCUAACCUAAUCUAAAUAACCACCUUCCUUCUAAUCUCCCCCAGUGUUACUGCAUGUAACAACAUGAACGGGCCACAAAACCAACAAUCGUUUGACAUCUUGGGGGGAAAAAAAAAUACACUUUUAUCUUCAUCACAGGUUAAUUAAAGAGCUGAUAUUGUUUACACCUGAUUUGUGAAGAUCGUGAGACUAUAGUGAUAUAUAAAAGGCUAUUUUUUAUAUUGACAGUUGAUGAUAAGAAAUACCAUGUUCAAUGUGUUUUUUUUCUUCUUCUUCUUUUUGUGUUAAUUUUCACACCCGCCCCUGUAACAACAUCACAGGGUUUUGAACAGUCAUCAGUGAUUAAGCCGAACCAGACUCCUCCAGCUGCAGCUGAGUAGGAGGUGUAGCUCGCUAAGGUAGACAUUUUGUUUUGGUAGAAAAUUCAUUUCAAUAGAGUGAAUUUUUUGGGGGGGAGACCGCAUUUGAGUUGUACGACCAUUGCACUCCGCUGAUUUACCACUCAAAUAACUGAACUAUUUGAAUGGAUAUUGGGUUUGUGUGGUCGCCUUAAAAGAUGAACCUUUGUUGCAAACAUUGUGAGAGUUCAUUGAAACAGGACGUUAAAUUUAUUAUGUGUCACCUUUUUUCCCCCCUCUUGUAUAUUUGGCCAGUUUCCCAGACAUGGAUUGGGUGAUUCUUAAUAAAAGUUUUGUCUCAGAUUGAGAGUAAAUAUAGUCCUGGAUUAAUGCCAAGAGUCCUGGAUUAAAUUUGUGUGGAAAAACUAUUUAAAAAACAACAACAAAGGAAGAUCAGGGACGAGGUGAGAACUAAAAAUUAGAUUUUCAAAAAUGACUUUGAUAAUAAUUCCAACACAAAUUUGGUCCAGAUUUGGGCCUCGAGUUUGUCCCCACAUAAAAAAACCAAAUGUUUAAUUAGAUCACUGUCAAAUAUCUACAUCGGUCCAUGUCCAGGAAACUGGGUCCUUGUUUCCACACGUCCACCUUGACUUGAGAAUGUACAGUGGUCUAUGUGAAUGGUAGCAGUUUGAAGUUCAAGAAGUCAAAGGAAGAGCCAACACUCAGUUUUUUUCUCUCUUUUUUAUUUUCAAGUUUUUAUCAGAAUAUGCAGAAGUAUUGCAAAAAAUAUCUGACAAUCAUCAGGGUUUUUAGAAGGGAAUUAUGUGGUGAGUUCCCUGGCUGGCAAACGGUUUUAAAAUAUCGCUUUUGGGUUUCGUUUCCCCGCUUUCUCUGGUUUACAAAAUAAAGAUGAUUUCCAAUAUG
Scophthalmus maximus (turbot) is the source of this 5616-nucleotide messenger RNA. It is a transcript of the gene dnajc14, whose product is annotated as DnaJ (Hsp40) homolog, subfamily C, member 14. The record is from RefSeq and is a predicted model, not a curated record. Lineage: Eukaryota; Metazoa; Chordata; Actinopteri; Pleuronectiformes; Scophthalmidae. Gene Ontology annotation, molecular function: dopamine receptor binding. The transcript has 7 exons. The coding region runs from base 368 to 2374 and encodes 668 amino acids.